CUGUACCUGCUGCUGCUGCCGUUCGUUGUGCGGCACCAUGUCUUUCCCCACCGAAGAAAUAGAAACACCGUAUGAUCCAUACACUUAUCAAGCGGCGGAAUAUGAUAUGCACACAGGAGACCCUAAGCAAGACCUGGCAUAUGAGCGGCAGUAUGAACAACAGACUUACCAGGUCAUCCCUGAGGUGAUCAAAAACUUCAUUCAGUACUUUCACAAAACCGUUUCUGAUCUGAUUGACCAGAAGGUUUAUGAGCUACAAGCCAGCAGAGUGUCUAGUGAUCUAAUCGAUCAAAAGGUUUAUGAGAUUCAAGACAUCUAUGAAAACAGUUGGGCAAAGUUGACAGAGCGUUUUUUCAAGAACUCUCCCUGGCCUGAGGCAGAAGCCAUUGCCCCCCAAGUAGGAAAUGAUGCUGUGUUCCUGAUUCUGUACAAAGAACUGUAUUACAGACACAUAUACGCCAAAGUCAGUGGCGGACCAACGCUGGAGCAACGAUUUGAAUCUUAUUACAACUACUGCAACCUUUUCAAUUACAUUCUCAAUGCAGAUGGUCCUGCUCCACUGGAACUUCCAAACCAAUGGCUUUGGGAUAUAAUUGAUGAAUUUAUAUAUCAGUUCCAGUCUUUCAGUCAGUAUCGAUGCAAAACAGCCAAGAAGUCAGAAGAGGAGAUUGAGUUUUUGCGUUCCAACCCAAAAAUCUGGAACGUGCAUAGUGUUCUGAAUGUUUUGCAUUCCUUGGUGGACAAAUCCAACAUUAAUCGUCAGCUAGAGGUUUACACAAGUGGAGGUGACCCUGAGAGUGUGGCUGGAGAGUAUGGACGACACUCUCUCUACAAAAUGCUUGGAUACUUCAGCCUGGUUGGACUUUUGCGUCUUCAUUCGUUACUUGGUGAUUAUUACCAAGCUAUCAAGGUCUUGGAGAACAUAGAACUCAACAAGAAGAGCAUGUACUCUCGAGUUCCAGAGUGCCAGGUCACUACAUAUUACUAUGUGGGCUUUGCAUACCUUAUGAUGCGAAGAUAUCAGGAUGCUAUUCGAGUGUUUGCCAACAUUUUGCUGUAUAUCCAAAGGACGAAGAGCAUGUUUCAGAGGACUACAUACAAGUACGAAAUGAUAAACAAGCAGAAUGAGCAGAUGCAUGCCCUUCUGGCCAUUGCACUAACCAUGUACCCAAUGCGAAUUGAUGAAAGUAUCCACACUCAGCUUAGAGAGAAAUAUGGCGACAAGAUGCUGCGCAUGCAGAAAGGAGAUGCUCAAAUCUACGAGGAGCUUUACAAUUAUGCCUGUCCUAAAUUCUUAUCACCGGUGGUUCCCAAUUAUGAUAAUGUUCACCCAAACUACCACAAGGAGCCAUACUUGCAGCAGCUCAAAGUUUUUCUAGAUGAGGUACAACAACAAGCCCAGCUCUCCACCAUCCGCAGUUUCCUAAAACUCUACACAACUAUGCCAGUAGCUAAAUUAGCUGGGUUCUUGGACUUGCCGGAGCAGGAGUUCCGUAUUCAACUUCUGGUCUUCAAACAUAAGAUGAAAAAUCUAGUAUGGACCAGUGGCAUCUCUGCAUUGGAGGGAGAAUUUCAGUCUGCUUCCGAAGUAGAUUUCUACAUUGAUAAGGACAUGAUUCAUAUUGCUGAUACCAAAGUUGCUCGACGAUAUGGAGAUUUCUUUAUACGACAAAUCCAUAAAUUUGAAGAAUUGAACAAGACCUUGAAAAAGAUGAGUCAGAAACCCUGAAGGUGUCAGUUUGUUAAAAAAAUAAAUACAAAAAUGACAGUUCUACAGAGCUUAUGCCAAGAAGUUUAAAAGCCUUUUAAUAAAAAUGAGUACAAUAGAACAUUGUACUAUGUCCAGUGUUGGUGUUUCCAUUCUCAAAUGACCUAAUUGCGCCGGUGACAUAUACUUUUUGACCAUUUGGCUACUGCAGUAAUGUUGUAGCUUAGCCACUUGUACAAGAAAUGGGGAAACUUUGGAAGAAGACUUCAGAUGGCGUUCUACAAAACAUGAAGCAUUCUGUUUUUAAAUGGGUGUAUUAUGAGUUGAUUGGCUUUUUUUUUUUUUUUUGCUGAUUAAACAAGCAACUGUCAUUUGUUUUAUUUCCAUCUAUGUGUUCUUUAGUUACCUGAAAUAAUGUGCUUGUACUUUAUUCUGAUUGGCUGAAAACCCUUAAUAGACUAGCUUUAGUUC
Pelobates fuscus (common spadefoot toad) is the source of this 2179-nucleotide messenger RNA. RefSeq names its product eukaryotic translation initiation factor 3 subunit L (gene EIF3L). The record is from RefSeq and is a predicted model, not a curated record. Gene Ontology annotation, biological process: translational initiation. Gene Ontology annotation, molecular function: protein binding; translation initiation factor activity. The transcript is spliced from 16 exons. Lineage: Eukaryota; Metazoa; Chordata; Amphibia; Anura; Pelobatidae. Bases 38 to 1729 code for a protein of 563 amino acids. Gene Ontology annotation, cellular component: eukaryotic translation initiation factor 3 complex; cytoplasm.